Zea mays is the source of this 1829-nucleotide messenger RNA. RefSeq names its product cytokinin-O-glucosyltransferase 3. NCBI's taxonomy places the organism in Eukaryota, Viridiplantae, Streptophyta, Magnoliopsida, Poales, Poaceae. Bases 161 to 1576 code for a protein of 471 amino acids. Gene Ontology annotation, molecular function: UDP-glucosyltransferase activity. The record is from RefSeq and is marked provisional. The transcript has a single exon.
GCUGCCUCUAAAAAAGCAGAUCAGCGCGUUGUCGCAGCGUCGGAGCACAAGCGACAUCGCUCCCCGGGGGCCGUCGGCCGGCGACCGGCGACUUCCGCAGUAGAACCAACUCCACCCACCCAUCCACUUGGCCAGCAGCUUCUUGCCUGCAUCAAUUGCCAUGGCGGCGGUGGAAGCGAAGAGGAGCCCACACUUUGUUCUCUUUCCCUUCCUGGCUCACGGCCACGUCCCUGUCUUCCUCCGCCUGGCUGGCCUCCUCCGCGCGCUCCGCCCAGGGCUCGAGGUCACGCUCGUCUCCACCCCGCGGCUCCUGGGCUCCCUCACGCUCCCGCCUGCCUCCCCACCCGUGCGCCUCCACGCGCUCCCGUUCGUCCCCGCCGACCACGGCCUGCCCCCAGGCGCUGACUCCCUCGCCGAUGUCCAGAUCCACCAGUUCAUCACCUUCUUCACGGCCUCCGAGUCGCUCCGCCCUGCGUUCGAGAAGUUCGUCUCCGGCAUCGGUUCCCCAGUCUGCAUCGUCGCCGAUGCCUUCUUCGGGUGGACGGCCGAAGUCGCGCGCGCGCGGGGCGCGUCCCACGCGGUGUUCCUUCCCGGCGGCGCGUUCGGCAACGCCGUGUUCUUCUCCGUGUGGGAGCACCUCCCGCACGCCCUUACGGCCGCCGACGAGUUCCCGCUGCCGGAUUUCCCAGACGUCGUUCUCCACCGCACGCAGAUCCCGAGGUUCAUCCUCUCUGCCACGGGGGCGGACCCCUGGACGGCCUUCUUCCGGCGCGUCAUCGCCUCCUGCCGCAAGACCGACGCUCUCCUUGUCAACACCGUCCGGGAACUGGAACCCUCCGGCCUCGACAUGCUCCGGAGAAGCUUCGGCGUCCAGCCAUGGCCAAUCGGGCCAGUCCUCGCAGAGCCGACGGCCCCGUCGUCAGACUCGCGGGACGACGCCAGCAUCAUCCGGUGGCUGGACACGCACCCGCCGCGCUCGGUGCUGUACAUAUCAUUCGGAUCGCAGAACAGCAUCAGCGCGGAUCAGAUGAUGGAGCUCGCGCUGGGGCUGGAGGCGAGCGGUCGCCCCUUCCUCUGGGCGCUCCGCCCGCCGCUGGGGUUCGACGCGAAGGACGUGUUCAGGCCCGAGUGGCUCCCGGCUGGCUUCGAGGAGCGAACGGCGAGGGCGAAUGUGGGACUGCUGGCGCGCGGGUGGGCGCCGCAGAUGCGGAUCCUGUCGCACCCGUCCACCGGCGCGUUCCUGAGCCACUGCGGGUGGAACUCCGUCCUCGAGAGCCUGUCCCGCGGCGUGCCGCUGAUCGGGUGGCCGUUGGGCGCCGAGCAGUUCUUCAACGCAAAUCUCGCGGUCGAGUGGGGCGUCUGCGUGGAGCUGGCGCGCGGGAACCUGGAGAGCUCCGCGGUGGAGAGCAGGGCGGUGGUCGAGGCCGAGCGGACGGUGAUGGGGGACACGGCGAAGGGUGAUGAGAUGAGGAGGGUGGUGGCGGCGAUCGCACGCACCAUGGAGGCCGCGUGGGAAGCGCCUGGCGGGUCGGCGGCGGAGAGCCUGGAAGGGUUCCUGCGAUGCGUUGAACCCUGAGAUGCCCCGCUUUGAGAUGGUUGCGCGAGGAAUCUGCAACUAAGUACGCGCGCGGGAAAUCUGUGUUAAGAAUUCCUCAACUACAAAGGACGACGGAUUGAUGGGAUUACGGCUCCUGUUGCAUUGUAACAGAAACGGAUUUGUUUGGUUCAUUAACGUGUAGCCUGCAGGAUUGGAUAGCGCUUCUGGGUAGAGAUAACGAGCAGACAGUGGUGCAAACGUUUACGGGCAUAAAAAACGGUGAACCAAACAA